Molecule: messenger RNA, 12725 nt
Organism: Linepithema humile (Argentine ant)
Lineage: Eukaryota; Metazoa; Arthropoda; Insecta; Hymenoptera; Formicidae
Source: RefSeq, a predicted model, not a curated record
UUGACAGACGCUGUUAAAUUUUAUUGAUAAAUUUUUCUUAGAUUUAUGAACAAUUAUUUUGAUUUUUCUUAUUACAAUGCUGUGCUUGUUGUAAUAGUGCAACUUCUCUUGCUGGCAACGAAUAUAUAACGAAGGAAAAUAAAAUGUCUGAGGCAGACAUAAUAUUUGAUGAGGAACUUUCUCCAGAUUUAUUCUCAGAUAUAGAAUUGUCAACAAAUGUGAACAAUACUGUUAAUUCAGACUCAAGUUCCAUGUCUAUUGGUAUUAAUGAACCAGAACCUUCUGAUGAUGUACCUGAAUGGAAAGGUAUGAGCAUGGAUGAAAUACGUAAAGGCCUUGGCAUGUAUGAAUACCAAGAACAUCCACCAAUUGUUGUUUCUUCUCAUCAUACAGUGUUAUUUAAGUUGCCAUUAUCUACAUGUGGACCACCAAAGCCGUAUCCAAUACAACAAAUAGAUAAAUGGAAUCCAAAUUAUGUACGAAUGCCAUGUUCUAUACAUAGUUUAUAUCCAAUAGAACAGAGAGGUGGAAAUCGCUCUUAUCGAAAUAGAUGGGAGAUGAUUCAAGAAGCUUUGUUAAAGAGCAUUCUUUCCAGCCAACAAUUAGAAGAUGCUAUACUCUCGUACAAUCAAAUAUAUGCACAACGUUGGAAUUUUGCAGCACUCCAUCACUUUUUCUCAGAGGUCCUGGACUCAGAAGAAAGAACCGUCUUCUUUGAAACUUUAAUGCCAAAGAUAGUCCAACUUGCUUUGCAACUUCCUGUGUUGUUAACUGGUGCAGUACCUCUCUUGAAACGCCAUAUCAAUACUUCUAUUAGUUUAAGUCAAUUGCAAGUAGCUUCGCUACUGGCAAAUGCAUUUUUUUGUACAUUUCCUAGACGCAAUUCCAGUAAUCCACAAUCGGAGUAUGCAACGUAUCCGUAUAUUAAUUUUAAUAGACUGUUUGCUGCUUAUAGUGAAGAAAAACAUAAUCAAUGUGAGUCAGUGAUGGAAAAAAUCAAAUGUCUUCUUCAUUACUUUAGAAGGGUAACAUCUAAAGCACCUGAAGGUAUAAUAACAAUUGAACGGCGUUACAUUCCACUGGAAAAUUGUCCAAAAUGGAACUUGCAAGAUAAGAAAUUGCCACCGUUGCACGUAACGAGUAAGGGGACCAUUGAAAAUGAAGGAGCAGGGCUGCUCCAAGUGGACUUUGCAAAUAAAUACAUAGGCGGUGGUGUGCUGGGCCUAGGUUGUGUACAAGAAGAAAUACGAUUUGUCAUAUGUCCAGAACUUAUGGUUACUAUGUUGGUUACGGAAGAGUUAGACGAUACUGAAGCGCUCAUCGUUAGCGGUAUUGAACGAUAUAGUAAAUAUGAAGGUUACAGUAAUACUUUCAAAUGGAGAGGAGAUUUUGUUGACGAAACACCCAGAGACAAUAGCGGCAGGCGUAUGACGUCAAUCGUCGCCAUUGAUGCCCUUUAUUUCAGACAGCCCUUGCUACAGUUCAAUAUGGACAACAUAACCCGUGAACUUAAUAAGGCUUAUGUUGGAUUUAUUGGAUCUGAUAUUUAUAAGAAUAAUCUGUCCGCCAUUGCAACGGGAAACUGGGGAUGUGGAGCAUUUCGUGGAAAUCCGAAAUUGAAAGUAUUGAUACAAUUAAUGGCUGCUGCAGUUGCAACUCGAUCCAUGGUUUACUUUACUUUCGGAGACACAAAGUUAAGGGAUGAUGUGGCAGCGAUGUAUGCGCAUUUAGUUCAGCAUGAUAUCGAUAUAGCACGGCUUUACUCAAUGCUAUCUGAGUAUCGUCGAGAGUCUGCAUCGAAUAUUCAUUCGGAUUUUUAUUGUUUCUUGUACAACAGAAGUAGGAUAAAACUAUCGAGCACAUAUUUCCCAGCAAAGAGUGAAAGCUCUUUGGCAAAGAUUCCUGCCAAAUAUUUGACAGACACAUUAUUUAAAAGAAACAAAAUUGUGAGCUCAAGUAAAGAUGUUGACAACAAGCGAUAUCUUUAUUUUAAAACUAAGGAACAGAAAAUGACGGAAGAGGAAAAGAUAAUUAAUUGGCUAGCGAGUUGUGAUGACGAUAGCGACGAUAAUAUUAAAUUAAAUAUAAAGGAUGCAUUAAAUGAAAAAACCAAGAGUGAUCCAAAGGAAACAAGUGAUUGUAAAAAUAACGAUUUACAUGACAAUUGUCUUAUAGAUAACACCGUUGAAGCAAUGAACAAAAAAUGUACUAAUAUAGUAUUUGGAUCUAGUCCAUCAGGAGAUAUGAAUGAAAAGUUUUGGGAUAUUUUGGCAUUCACUCAACAAGUAUCAAGACUGAUGGUAUCUGAAAUUAGGAGAAGAGCAAGCAACCAGAGCACUGAGACAGCGAGUUGUGCUAUUGUGAAAUUUUUAGAAAUUGAAAAUAGCGAAGAGUCGAGUAAUGGCUGGAUGUUGCUGUCCGCAUUGAAUUUGCUGGCAGCGGGUGAUACCUCUCUGAUACAAGCAAUGACUGCUGCCUCAGUUCCAUCAACUUUAGUGAAAUGUUUAUACUUAUUCUUUGAUUUACCCGAGAUGAAUGAGGAAGAUGCUGAUAUUACAGAUACAAAUAGCGAAUUUACUCCUAGAGAGCGUAGGAUACUGUUACAAAAAAUAUUCGUUCAGUUAUUGGUGAGAUUAUGUAGUCAUCCGUAUCCUGCAGAAGAACUCGCUCGUAAAGAUGAUCUUACCUUAUUAUUCUCAGCAAUAACAAGUUGGUGUCCACAGUACAAUAUUAUGUGGCGUAAAAGUGCCGCCGAAGUUUUGAUGACAUUAUCUCGACAUGGUCUUACACAGAAUGUAGUAGCUUAUAUUCAUAAUAAAGGAUGCAUAGCACUCUGUAUCGAUAAUAUGCAACGUGUACCUGAACUGGCACCAUUAGAAGUUGUAGAAAUGUUCGUAACAGUGUUCUGUUUUCUAAAAGAUUCUAGUGAGGUUUCUCAAACGCUACUAGAUGACUUUCGCGCUUGUCAGGGAUAUAUCUUUUUGUCUGAAUUUCUGUUAAAACAUGCGCCAUCAAGAUUAGAGCAGGAUAAUAGAGCAGAAGCACAAGAUGCUAUUCGAAAUUUGGUACUAAUGUUAGCAUCUUUAACAAUGUGUGGUCAUACAGAGCUUAAACCAAGUCAAGCUAGUAUGGGAUCCUUAUUUCAAAUGCUUGGAUUUACCUUACCACAACCUAGUAACAGAGGAGGAAGCGUUCGAAAUAUUCAAGCAUUCCAAGUAUUGCAAUCUGUAUUUGUAAAAUCCAAUUCACCGCUUUUGUGUUGUACUAUAUUGGACGCAAUAUCCAGCGUGUAUCACAGCGAUAAUGCGAAUUAUUUCAUUCUUGAGGGUCAAAAUACCUUGUCGCAAUUUGCAGAAAAAAUUUAUUUAAAAAAUCUGGAGAUACAAGAAAAAUUUUUUCAGUUGUUGGAAUUUAUAGUUUUUCAACUUAAUUUUGUUCCGUGUAAGGAACUCAUAUCUCUGUCCAUUUUACUGAAAACGAACAACUCAGUCUCUUGUAGUAUUAUGUGUAUGGAAACUCUUCUUAAUAUACUCAGACACAACACUAUAUUUAAAGAUGUUUAUAGAGAAGUCGGUAUGCUAGAAGUUUUUGUGACUUGUCUUCAUCGAUAUGCGACAUUACUUAAGGAUAAGCAAGCUGCAAUUGAUCAAGGAUUAGAAUACAUAAUAUGCCCGGAGGAUGAACGGUUGGGUGCCUUAGUAAUGGAGGCUUUAACAACACUAUUAGCAAGUAAUGUUCAAAAUGCGAAUGUCUUUCGAGAAUGUGGAGGCGCGCGUUGCGCUCAUAAUCUAGUGCCCUAUAUAGAUUGCCGGUACCAAGCACUUGGUAUUGUCAGAGAAUUAAUACUCAGUGCGGGUGGCGAUGAUGAUAUGGCUACACUGUUGGGAGUUAUGCAUUCGGCACCUCCUAAUGCCUUGAUACUAAAGACACAUAUAUUAAAAUCUUUACUAACUUGUUUACGAGAAUCGCAUAGGACUAGGACAGUUUUCCGCAAAGUUGGAGGCUUCGUUUACGUAAUGUCGGUUCUUGUAUCUUUGGAGAGUCAAUUAGGCCCACAAAGAUCCGAGAAGAUGGAACCUUGCAAUGACAUCAUCCAAAGGACUGUGCAGGAAGAAAGCGAAUUAUUAAUAUUGUUACAUGUAGUAUUUCAUACUAUAAGUACAGCAAUGCGAUUUGAGCCAGCGAAUGCUAAAUUCUUCCAUCAUGAGAUUUGUCAAUCGAGUUUGUGUGAUACUUUACGCCUUCUUGGAUGUUUUUCAACGCAAAUAAAAAUCACUGAGAUGGACAUGAUACCAACUAUGAAUUAUCAUAAUAUGCUGGUAUCGUUAUUUACUGGGAGCGUAUUGGAACCGGUAUUUCCAGAUGACAUGCCAAAAACAUUAGGAUAUGCGUGCUUACUGCUGCGCCUGCUUUACGACGUAGCGCUCGAUUCCUUUGACAAACCAAAUUUAGCUAACGUAGGGAUGAGAUCUCCAAGUCAUAAACAGAAUUGCGUAGAGCAAAAGUCAUUUGAUUCUCCUGGAAGCGGCAAGAGAUGUAUUAUAAAUUCUUUAAACCUAAGCCCACCUGCACCUGAGCCUAUUGUAGUUCAUCCCGGCAUAGUAGUGGGAAUGCUUCAUUUACUUCCAUCCAUAUCUGAAGCGUCUAAUCCGCAAAUGGCACUAGCAUUACAAUUGUACGUGGCGGAGAUCAUCAAGAGUCUGGUGCGGUCGGAAAGAAAUCAGCAAGUCAUGUGUGAAGCUGGCAUGGCUGGAGAAUUGUUAUCUAUAGGUAGAACCGCUUUGCAAGAUGAAACGCAUCCGCUUCAUCAACCUUUGCAAUAUAUCAUAGAGAGACUCGCAGCGCAAUCGCUUGAGCCGAGAGAUCUAAGGGAGUUUCUACGUUUGGGAGAUCCGUUGUGUUGCAUUUCGCUGGACGAUAUUGAGCUGAGCAAACCUAAGGGAGGACCAGUUCCUUUAACGCGAAUUAAGACGCUGGUGUCAAUGACGACGCCCAAAGACUUCAGAGCUCACGGUUCGUGUACCUUGCCACCUUUCGUGGAACUAGAUAUGAGCGCUGAAGGAUUUGCAUGUUUGUAUCUACCGAGUGUUGCUCCGCAAAGUACUACACCUCCUACAGUUGUUUCUGCAGACAAUAGUGUACUGGGAGGCAUUGGAUCAGGUGAUAGAUUAUUCCCACCACAGACCGGCUUAACAUAUAGCACAUGGAUAUGUGUUGACAAGUUUAGCGAUCCUAGAACCGAUCCUCAUUGCGUAAGAUUGCUCACUCUGGUCCGCACUCCACAAUCCGCGAGAGAUUUAAUUUGCCUGACUGCUGUUCUUAGCGCGAGAGAUAAGGCCAUCAUUGUUUCUACCCAGGAAACACCUAUUCCACAAAAUACAGGCGAAUGGGAACCUGAAGGAACAGGGGAAUGUGGCGCCAGAGUUUGGUGUCCUGACUUACUUCACGAGGGGCAAUGGCAUCACAUAGCUAUCGUGCUAAAUCGCGCAGUUCUUAAAAAUUCGAGUUUCUCAUUAUAUUUGGAUGGACAGCAUAUCCAUAGUCAAAAGCUUCAUUAUAUCACGCAAGUUCCUGGAGGUGGAGCGGCUAAUUUGACUGUGGCUUCUCCAGUUUACGGCUACAUCGGUACACCACCCUGUUGGCGCAGAUAUUCUAGAUUGACGUGGAAACAAGGACCUUGCCACUUGGUGGAGGAAGUGUUUAAUUCCCAAAAUAUUGCCACUUUGUUUAAACUAGGACCACAUUACAUGGGAAGCUUACAAGCUCCACAAUUAAGCGGUCCUGAACCUCUAACACCUCUUGUAGCUGAAGAAAAGGUUGUGUUUGGAUUAAAUGCAAAAGCUAUGUCGCAAUUAACUUUAGCUAAAAUUAGGAAGGUGUACAGCCGAGCUGAUAAUAAAUCAAUCGCUAAGCAGCUUGGCAUGUCAUCCCAUGAGAAUGCCACACCUAUUAGAGUUCUUCAUAAUUCCGCGGGACAUCUUAGUGGCCCAGCCAGAGCAUUAGGUGGUGUAGUUGUUGGUUAUCUCGGCGUUCGUGUAUUUAAUCCUAAACCAGUAGCUACUAUGAUCGACAACGUAGGAGGAUGUUCGGUGUUAUUAGGUUUAAUAGCUAUGGCCCAAGAUGUAGAAUCUUUGUAUGCGGCUGUAAAGGCACUAGUUUGCGUAGUGAGAUCGAAUCAGGCGGCCCAACAAGAAAUGGAUCGCAGGAGAGGCUAUCAGACCCUGGCUAUGUUAUUGAGAAGAAAGUGUCCUCUCCUAAACAGCCACAUACUGCACUUGACGUUCAGUCUCGUGGGGACAGUCGACAGUGGCAGAGAAACCAGCGCGAUUCCUAAUGUUGUAGCAUUUCAGGACCUUUUAUGCGAUUUACAAGUUUGGCACGAAGCACCUGGAGAAUUGCUACGAUCUCUUCUUGAACACUUGUACGAAUUGAUAGCGGAGUCUAGUGAGAAGCGAACUAAUUUGCGAUUGAUGAGGGAUUUGCAACUGGUGCACAAAUUAUUGCACAUCUUAAGCGAAGUGAAGCUAAACAGCACCAGACAGAUCCUUCUGGCACUUCUUAGUAUAUUAUUAUGUCAACCACGACAAGCUGAUCUGUUAUGGUUUGGGCAAUUUAUCGUAGCCACCUUACCGCUGUGUCCUGAAAAACAUCUAGUCCUCAGAGAGGGAGAAGGAAUUAAGGACGGAGAAGGAGAGAGUAUACUUUUACGUAAUCGUUGUUUACAGCUUUUACAUUCGUUGUUGUUUAAUGGAUCCAAGAUUAAUGUAAAUAUGUGCGAGGAAGUAGCCAAAGUUUUGGGCCUAGAUUGGGCACUGCUGUUUCUUCAGUCUGGUCUUCACAGCACCACGGUUAUCUGGGGUUUACGCAUACUUGCGGCAGUAUGUUCUGUGCAAUCGAUUUUGCAGAGAUUCAAAGAGGGAACGAGCAAUGGUGGCUGGCUGCGGCAUAUUGAUCACAACAAAAUGGCACUAGCACUCGUACAUGUGGGUUGUCAGCAACAAAUGUCUACCGGUGAGGUUAAACCAUCCGGACUUCAUGUACCUGGAUUUCAACAUCUAGGCUGGUUACUUCCGCAACAUAUCGAUCUUGUUCCAGAACUCUACUUUCUCUUCAUUGCUCUCAUGAUGGGACAGCCGGUGAAAUUGUUACCUGCCGAUUCGAAGCUCGACUUGGAUAACGUUUGGAAUUUUAUGUUUGGAGUCCCGGCAAACCACACACUCUCAUCCUUUACUAGUAGAAUCAAUCUUUGUCCUGAAGCAAUGGUCACGUUACUAGUUAUGGUGCGAACUAUGCUGAAUAGUCACUUGAACAACCCGGAAACGUUGCCAACAUGGUUAAACGAUUAUCCUGUGACAAUAAUACAAUUCCUGUUCUUCCUUUACCGCAAUUUCACCGACUUUAUGCAAGUCUUUAUGUCUGCGGAAGUUUUGGGUGCCUUAGCUGGAACCUUGUUUCCGAAACCCGCAAGUUCUAGUCAGGAUAGUAGUGGUGCUAGUACCCCAGCCGAUGAGCAGGAACCAGUAUUAGUGAGAUCGCCGUCGAAAGAUGUCGGUCUGACGAAUCACCCGGCGAAAAAGUUCGUAAUGGACUUUUUCAAAGUCAUCAUCGUUGACUCACUCUCAUUGCCGGUGACGGCAAAGUCACCGGCGAUAGAUCUUGUCCUGGAAGCAUGGCCGGAACAUGCAUCGACGGGACAGCAAAUGCGUUAUCAGACAGAGGUGUUGUCUAUACUGAUGGAACAUUUGUUGGCUGCGGAUGUGUUGAUAGGUGAACAGGCUGCGUUGCCGGUUGUUCCUGGUGGAUCGGCCAAUAAUAUAACUACCAACGUUUGUUACGUGGCAGCCAGAAUAGUUGACAAAUUGUGGCAAGGUGCUUUGACAAAAGAUCCGCACGAGGUAUUUGACUUUAUCGUCAAGCUAAUUGGCCAAGCGAAAAGGCGGUCCGGUGCUGUCAGCAUGGAAGGUCUUCAUCACUGCCUGAAUAGGACAAUUUUAUUCUUAUUGUCACGUGCGACCGAUUCUAUUGCCGAUCAAAUGGCUGUAUUAGAGGCAUUACAUAAACUUACUACUCAUAGAUUAUUAGUAUUUGGUGCUGGCAAUCAUGAAUUGGAGUUUAUUGGCUGUUUAACGUAUUGCCUGUUACAACUGACGGCUGAUAUAAAGAUCAUGUUGGAUACCAAUAUGAAAACAACGUGGCACGUUAAUCCUCAAGUGGAAUCCAGCGACGAGAGAUUGACAUCUCAUCAAGGACACAAUUUAAUGGCUGUAGCGGCGACGAGAGUUUGGGAGGAGUUGUACGCGUGCAAGAAGCCUGCAAUAGAGGAAGUUUUUAAAGUAACUCUACCAGCACCUGUCGGUAACGAACGGGCGCCGGAACUAUCGGUCGUGAGAGAACAAGUUCACGAAGCUGCGUCGAAGCUUUGGUUGAAUUAUGUAGUUUCGGAACGAAGAGCCUCGUACAGAGUUCCUUGGGAAUUCCACAACCAAAUCCAAUCGAAAAUCCAAAAAGUGACGGGAGGAUUGACGAGAUUGGCGAGCCGGACGAAGGUGCGAAAGGAGGAAUCUGUGCGCGUAAGAAUCAGAUUGCAUCAGAAUACGGUUGCCCAGUGGACAGAGCAGCAUGUCGCAUUAGUCCGGGAACUUGCUGCAGUAAGACGUCUACAACACCAACAGACCAAUCUGCACACUCAACGCUACGUAUAUCAGGAAUGGCUACAAACCGAGACAGAAUUGACUAGAGAACGUGGUCUUUGGGGACCUCCGAUACCCACUAUACUCGACAAAUGGAUGUUAGACAUGACUGAAGGACCGUGCAGAAUGCGAAAGAAGAUGAUGAAGAACGAACUGUUUUACAUACAUUAUCCGUAUCGGCCUGAAUUAGAGCAUCCUGAUAACAAACAACUAAAGUACAAAGUAGCGACGAGCAUAGAUAGCAAGGAUUACUAUCUAAAGCAACUCGGCAAUUCAUCGGGAAUGUUUGAACGCGAGCGAGACCCCGUUAUAGACGAUACGCCGUUAAACGUUAACGAAACUUCCACCGAGAGUGAACCACCGAUGGUUCCGUGCACACUGGAACGCCACGCCAGCGAGCCAGAUGAAGCUCCCGACGAUAACGAACAGGAAGAAGAGAAUAAUCAAACUGUUCCAGACAAUCAAACUUUGUUACGUCUGCUUGAGGAGCAUGAAAAGAUAAGUCAUAUGUUCAGAUGCGCAAGGAUACAAGGUCUGGACACAACCGAAGGUAUUCUCUUAUUCGGAAAGGAACAUUUCUACGUAAUCGACGGCUUUACACUGUCAAAGUCCAGAGAGAUAAGAGACAUAGAAAGUUUGCCGGAGACAUACGAGCCAAUCUUGCCAUCGCCAGGAUCUCCCAGAAGAUCAAGAGCGAUGAGGCAGUGCUCAAAGUUUAACUACGAGGAUAUCAGAGAAGUGCACAAGAGACGAUACUUGCUGCAACCCAUGGCGCUGGAAGUAUUCAGCGGGGACGGUAGGAACUAUUUGCUAGCAUUUCCGCGAAAAGUGAGAAACAAGGUUUAUCAAAGAUUUAUGACGUUCGCCACUGCAAUCGCCGAUAGUGCUCAGCAGUCCGUAGCCGGUCAAAGACGAACGGCGAAUGUCGAGCAGGCUACGGGCUUGCUCUCGAAUCUUAUAGGGGAAACUUCAGUUACUCAAAGAUGGGUGAGAGGAGAAAUAUCCAACUUUCAAUAUUUAAUGCAUCUGAAUACGCUGGCGGGUCGUAGUUACAACGAUCUUAUGCAAUACCCAAUAUUUCCGUGGAUCUUAGCGGAUUACGACAGCGAAGAGCUCGAUCUUACGGAUUCAUCGACGUUUCGAGAUUUCGGCAAACCCAUGGGCGCGCAAAGCCCCGAGCGAUUGUUGCAAUUUAAGAAAAGAUACAAGGAAUGGGAUGAUCCGCACGGAGAGACGCCUCCAUAUCACUACGGCACGCAUUACUCGUCAGCAAUGAUAGUGUGCUCGUACCUGGUGAGAAUGGAACCGUUCACGCAACAUUUUCUCAGAUUACAGGGUGGGCAUUUUGAUUUAGCCGAUAGAAUGUUCAAUAGCGUAAAGGAAGCAUGGCUGUCCGCUUCCAAGCACAACAUGGCAGAUGUGAAGGAACUUAUUCCGGAAUUCUUUUAUCUCCCGGAAUUCCUUAUCAAUUCGAAUCACUUUGAUUUAGGCUCUAAACAAAGUGGCGUUCAACUCGGUGAUAUCGUUCUUCCACCUUGGGCGAAGCAGGAUCCUCGUGAAUUUAUUCGUGUGCAUCGGCUUGCAUUAGAAUGCGAUUAUGUAUCACAGCAUCUCCAUCAGUGGAUCGAUUUGAUAUUCGGAUGCAAGCAAAAUGGUCCAGCGGCUGUUGAAGCUGUUAAUGUAUUUCAUCAUCUGUUCUACGAAGGCAACGUUGACAUCUACAACAUUGAUGAUCCGUUGAAGAAGAACGCGACUAUUGGUUUUAUCAAUAAUUUCGGCCAAAUACCUAAGCAGCUAUUUAAGAAACCACAUCCAGCGAAGAAAAUGACGCAGAGGACCAGUGUUAUAGAUCCUGGGCCCAUUACCCCGGGAUUGAGUAUCACUACGUCUGAUAAAUUGUUCUUCCACAAUCUCGAUAAUUUAAAACCGUCGCUGCAACCAAUCAAAGAACUGAAGGGCCCCGUUGGACAGAUAUUGCACGUUGAUAAAGCCGUGUUAGCAGUGGAACAGAACAAGACGCUCAUCCCUCCCUCUUACAACAAAUAUGUAGCAUGGGGAUUCGCCGAUCAUUCUCUCAGAAUAGGAAACUACGACAGCGACAAAGCGAUUUUUGUUGGCGAGGCUAUGAUGCAAAGCAGCGGGGAGAUAGUGGCGUGCGUUUGUCCAUCUUCCAAAUUGAUAGUUACUGCUGGCACCAGCUCUGUUGUGACUGUUUGGGAAUACGCCAAGCGGCAACUUUCUAUAAAGCAAUGCCUGUACGGACAUACCGAUGCAGUCACGUGUUUAUCGUCCAGUCCCGCGUACAACGUCAUCGUGUCCGGAUCGCGGGAUGGUACGGCGAUCAUAUGGGACUUGUCCCGAUGCUUGUUCGUGCGUCAGCUUAGAGGUCAUGCAGGACCAGUGGCUGCAGUGGCCAUAAAUGAAUUAACGGGAGACAUAGCUACGUGCGCAGCUACGUGGUUACACGUGUGGAGCAUCAAUGGGGAAGAAUUGGCGAGCGUCAAUACAUGCGUUGGCCGUGCUGACAGAAUGCAACAAAUAUUAUGCGUCGCUUUCAGUCAGACUCACGAAUGGGAUUCUCAGAAUGUUAUCAUGACCGGCUCCACUGAUGGCGUUGCCCGUAUGUGGUCGAUGGAUUACGUGCAAGUACCUGCGGAAGAAGAAAAACCUGAAGAAAUAGUGACUGCCAAAGAAAAGAACGAGAAACAGAGCUCGGAAGAAAAUCAAACGGAAACGACGAUGAAGAGAGUUCAGGAAUUAGUCAAGCAAAUGAGUAUAUCCGCUGAGGGAUCAGGUAUACUUGUGAAAAGUGGCUCUGAGAGUAGUCUCUCUGAAACGGAAAACGCCAAGGAAGCAUCCAGACAUCACGAGGAAAAAGAGGAGUGCUCCGAUAACGAGUCGAGUAAUGGUUCCAGUAAUAAACCUUCACCACAAAACAAUCAUGCGUCUUUGGUCGUGCUACGUAGAAAAAGUCGUGGGAAUCCGAUGUUUCGGAAAAGCGAAGGCGGUGGACGUGCUGACAGCGAGGGCACACAAACUAGUGAGUCCACCAGCAAUCCAGGAGAUUCCGAAGGAGCAUUGCGGGCUAGCAAAAGUGAUACCAGUUUAACAGAUAGUUUCGUUAUGGUUACCGAAGCUGACACAAAGCCACGAAAGAUCAAUCCACAAAACAUCCUGCGGGACGGCUUCAAGUGGCAAAGACAAUUGGUAUUCCGCAGUAAAUUAACCAUGCAUACUGCCUACGAUCGUAAGGACAAUGCAGAACCGGCGUCUAUUGCAGCUCUAGCAGUAUCAAGGGAUCACAGAACAGUGUAUGUGGGCGAUACCCGUGGUCGAGUAUUUUCAUGGAGUGUAUGCGAACAACCUGGACGCACAGUCGCUGAUCACUGGUUGAAAGACGAAGGAGCAGAUUCUUGCGUCGGUUGUGGCGUCAGAUUCAAUCUGUACGAAAGAAGGCAUCAUUGUCGCAACUGCGGACAAGUAUUCUGCUCAAGAUGCAGCCGAUUCGAGUCCAAGAUAUCCAGGCUUGGUAUCUUAAAACCGGUUAGAGUUUGUCAGGGUUGUUAUUCGUCAUUACGGUCUCAAAGUAACUCUACUGAGAGUAAUACUUAAUACGACAGUAUGAAAACUUAUCUAAAUCGUUAAAUUGUAUGGAAAACUUUAGUGAGUUGUAAAUAAUUAUGUAUAUCAACUAACAUUUUUCGUUGAAUUUUACAUGAACAACUCAAGGUAUGCGAUUUGUUCCUUUCUGCGUGAAAUUAAACGCGUAAUUUAUUACAUCCUUUAUGGAUAUAUGAGUUAAUACAGUCCUGAUUUUAUUCAUAUCUAGUAAGCAAGGGUUGUUGCAUUUUUAUUUUAAUGACAUUAUUAAUUAGCUUGAUUGAAACAACAGCAAAGAAUGAUUGUCAUAGAUAUUUGUUAGACUGUACAUUCCUACCGAUUGUGUUUUAAGUUAGGCAUAGAAUAUUAUUAAUUUGCGAGAAACAAUUCUAAUAUAUAUGAAAAUAUUAAUUAAUAUUUAAUAACUUUAGUCCC